CUUUUUAGUAUAUUUAUUGAAGUCCACAUAUCUGUAUGGGUUUAGGAAGACUAAGGAACCAAUCAGAUUGUCUGCAUAUUCUGGCAGAUGUCGCUGAAUUGGUUACGUUGUUUACUUUUGGAGAGUUAUCACUGCUGCUGUGAGACCUAGAAACUUAUUACUUUACAAAAAAUGAAAAACACUAAAGACAUCUAAACAUCUGUAAGUGUACUAGUCUGCAUAACCUGUGACCAUGACGACUGAAGUUGGCCCAGAGACUGAAGUAAAGAAGGAAUCUGAGCAGCUGGAGGCAGAUGCAGCUAAGAACAAACAAGACGAAGCUACAGAGAAUCAGGAAAAUCAAAAGUCUGAAAAGACAGUCUCUGAAGAGGCACAAGGUUCUCCUUCUCCAGCACUAGGUACCCAAAGCAGCCCAAGUAGUCAGAAGAAGGAAAAAGAGCCGUCUGAAGGCAAAGGAAUAUCUCGCUUUAUCCCCCCAUGGCUUAAAAAACAAAAAUCAUAUAGCUUGGUGGAGCCCAAAGACGAAGCCAAGAAAAAACCUGUAGAGGAAGGAGAGACAGUGGAGGAGAGGGAAUGUCAACUUCCAGGGGAAGUGGUUCAGCCAAAAGGAAGUGUGGAAGAAGCAACAAUUGAGAGUGAACGGGAGGCUAAAGCAGAAGACAAGGAGGAGAAGCAUUCUGUGAGCAGUGCUGAAACACAGCCUGCAAAAGAAGAUAAUAAAGAGAUUGAAGUAGAGAAAGUUGCCGAUGAGCAAGAAGAAAAACAAAAAGCAGAAGAAAAUAGAGAGACUAAGGAGGUACAGACAGCUGAAAUCAAUAUGGAGAAAGUUCCUCAGAAAGCUCCUAAGAAGAUUAAAACUGUGCAGUGCAAAGUGAUGCUCCUGGAUGGCACCGAAUUCAGCUGUGACAUAGAGAAAAGAGCUAAGGGCCAGGUGCUUUUUGACAAGGUGUGUGAACAGCUCAAUUUACUGGAAAAGGACUACUUUGGCUUGUUGUUUCAAGAUAACUCAGAUCAGAAGAACUGGUUAGAUUCUUCAAAGGAAAUCAAGAGGCAAAUUCGAAGCUUGCCCUGGCUAUUCACGUUUAAUGUGAAGUUUUAUCCUCCCGAUCCAUCACAGUUGACUGAAGAUAUUACCAGAUAUUUCCUGUGCCUACAGCUUCGUCAGGAUAUUGCUUCUGGACGACUGCCAUGUUCUUUUGUGACUCAUGCCCUCCUUGGUUCAUAUACUCUGCAGGCUGAGUUAGGUGACUAUGAUCCAGAGGAGAACAACAAUGAUUACAUCAGCGAAUUCCAAUUUGCACCCAAUCAAACAAAAGAGAUGGAGGAGAAAGUAGUAGAGCUGCACAAAACACACAGGGGCUUGACUCCAGCACAGGCAGAUUCUCAUUUCUUAGAAAAUGCCAAGAGGCUUUCCAUGUAUGGAGUGGAUUUGCAUCAUGCCAAGGAUUCUGAAGGUGUGGACAUCAUGUUGGGCGUAUGUGCUAAUGGGCUACUCAUUUACAAGGACAGACUCCGAAUCAACCGCUUUGCUUGGCCCAAAAUUUUGAAAAUCUCUUAUAAGCGCAGUAACUUCUAUAUAAAAGUCAGGCCUACAGAGCAGGAACAGUUUGAAAGCACUAUUGGGUUCAAAUUGCCAAACCAUCGGGCUGCUAAAAGGUUAUGGAAGGUUUGUGUGGAGCAUCAUACUUUCUACAGACUUAUAUCACCAGAACAGCCUCCUAAGGCAAAGUUUCUGACCUUGGGUUCCAAGUUCCGCUACAGUGGCCGGACUCAAGCACAGACACGGCAGGCUAGCAACCUUAUAGACAGGCCAGCUCCAUAUUUUGAGCGUACCUCCAGUAAACGUGUCUCCAGGAGUCUUGAUGGCGCUCCUGUGGGUAUCAUAGACCAGAGUCUGUUGAGGGACUUUUCUGCUGCCACAGUAGGACCUGCUGGUGAUAUGGUCUUUGACGGUGAAGCUGUUGGUCAGACCAAAUUAAGAGAUGGUGAAGGUAGAGAUGAGGAUGGAAGCCCAACUAAAAUCUCACAACUGGAAUUAACCCAGGAUGAAAAGUCCCUUCACAUACAUCCACUAUCACCACUCCUUCAUUGUGUUUCAUCCUGUCCCACAAACCUGCCAACUAUCCCUGAGAUGGACAUGUUUUUGGAAAUUUCAGAGGAAGAUCCCUUUCAGGAAUGUGUCCAUAGCACCUCAAACUGCUGGGAGAGCAGUCCUAUGAGAGAAAUACCAACUCAAAAUGAAAAUGAAGUAGCAUUGACUAAUAAUAUCAUGGAGCCUAUGAUACCUCCAUUUAUUCACCAUUCUUCUCCUGCAAAGAAGGGAAAGUCCCAUAAAACAAUAGACUAUAAAGAUACUGAGUUUAGUUUUACAUUAAGCUUUAGCAAACACUUUGCUUUUAAUUUCCCUUCAUUGCUUGAUGAUGAAGGUUAUAUCAGUUUUCCUAGCCUCCCUAAGGUCUGCAUCUCCUUCCUCCCACCUGGCCUUCAACACUAUGUUCCUAUCACCUCUCCCUCAUUCAUUCCCUCUUUUCUCCUUAUCUUUGUGCUGCUUCUCUCUGCUUUCCAGUCUGUUCCUUUUUCACUCACAUUUUCCCUUCCUCUUGCUCUGUCCCUCUGCUAUCUGGAGCCUAAGGCGACUUCAUUGAGCGCCUCUUAUGACAAUGACUGGAAUGACAAAGCAGAGGAAGAGGAGGUGGAGGAAGACCAAAGUGGCUUAAUUUCAGCAGCGUCUCUGGCCGAAACAAUAAAGGUGGAAACUGGAGAGAAGGAAACACAGCAGAAGGACCUUGAUAAGACCCAGGACGACUUACUGAAACAUCAGGCUAGCAUUAGUGAACUCAAGCGCAAUUUCAUGGAAUCCACACCUGAGCCACGCCCCAAUGAAUGGGAAAAGCGGCGUAUCACACCUCUGUCUCUACAGACACAAGGGAAAAUAGGAGACCACAUUUUCCAAAGGAAAAAGCUACCUGUGAAGGAGAAUCAAUGGACUGCUGUGAUGUGGAUUACUAAGGCAAAAACAGAAGAAACUUAUAAGAGCCUAGAAGAGGAAAUAACAUCAAUUUUAUUUAGUAAAGAGGGCUUUUCUACUAGCAUGAAAUCUACCUUCACUUCAUCCUCCGCAAGGACAGCAGAGGGCACUGUUGUGAAAGAUAAUGUACCUUCUGAAAUGCUUUCUGCCUCACCCUUCUUACAACUGCCCGAGAAACUUGCUUCCAGAGCAGAAGGGCUUUGCGCUGGACCCAGCAAUGCUGAUAAGAGUUCACAUGAGACUCUGAACGUAGUGGAGGAGAAGAAGCAGGCUGAGGUUGGGAUAGAAGAGACAGUAGUCAUAGAGGAACUCAACAGAGGGAAAAUGCAAGCUGUCACUGAUGCUGGGGAGACCCGUAAGGUGGAACAUCUGUCAAAAAAAGACUCUUCUUCAUUGUCAUCUGAUAGCAGCAGCAGUAGUGAGAGUGAGGAUGAAGUGGUGGGAGAGUAUCAGCCACACUACAGGGUGGCUAAGGACACUAUAAGGGAAGAACAAGAAGAAAACGAAGAUGCCAAAGGAAAGGAGGAGCGUGCAACAAAAACAAUACAAAGUGAGGAAACUGUUCAAGAAGGCAGUAAAAUAAAAGUAACAGUAGAGCACAACCAAAUUACAGCAAAAGCUUUGGCCCAGGAAAAUGCAGUUGCCAUAAAAGUUGGAGAGAAGAAUGUAAUGGAAGAGGAGAAACAAGACCUGAGAGCAGAAGAUGAACAGCUCAGAAUAAACGGAGAUGUGUCUCAUGUUGAUAUUGAUGUUGUGCCAGAAAUAAUUUGUUGUUCUGAGCCUCCAGUAGUAAAAACAGAAAUGGUGACCAUUUCAGAUGCCACACAGAGAACAGAAAUCUCCACCAAAGAAGUCCCCAUUGUUCAAACGGAGACUAAAACCAUCACAUAUGAAUCUCCACAGUUCGAUGGCAGCGCAGGUGGUGAUGCUGGUGUGCUGUUGAGUGCGCAGACUAUCACGUCUGAAUCAGUUUCUACAACUACAACCACACACAUCACUAAGACAGUAAAAGGUGGAGUAUCAGAAACAAGGAUUGAGAAGCGCAUUGUCAUCACUGGAGAUGCAGAUAUUGACCAUGACCAGGCAUUGGCACAGGCAAUCAAAGAAGCCAAAGAGCAGCACCCUGACAUGUCUGUCACAAGAGUAGUGGUGCAUAAAGAAACGGAACUUGCUGAGGAAGGAGAGGAGUAAGAUCAAGAAUUAAAGCCACCUACUUUGACUAUGACAAACUUUAACCAUUCCAAGUUGGAGACACCACCACUACUCCAUUGAAUUCACCAGGCCUAGCAACAAUGACCAGACACUCAAGGUUGAAAUGCCAACACCAAACACUACCUUAACUACCCUGGUCCAUAUAGUUCCCUUACAUCAUUCUUGUUUAUUUUUAUAACCACUUCUUAACAUUUUUAGCUUUUUUAAGGUUUUAGGGGAGAUUGAUUUAUUUGCACAACUACCUGCCCUUUUUAUAAAGAAUUCUUGACCAUAUUAGAGUGAACAAAAAGUAUUCUGACUAUGCUUGUUCACUGGAACAGGUGAAGUUGUGCAGGAAGGAGGAUCUGUGACUAAUUUAGAUGUAGUUUUUUCCAAACAUUUCAACUGAAGUUUGUUACUGGAGUAAUUUACAGAUUUUUCUCAAAUUAGUCCAGUAAAUAUACUUUAUCAGAUAACAUAAAAUAGAGGAUUUUUUUGUAAAAACAAAACAUUUCAUAUAAUUUGAAAAAAUGAGACUUUUGCUUUGACUGGAUGGAUUUUUUUUUCACUAACACCUUAUAACUCUUUCUGUUCUGAGGGUUUCCUCCUUUUUCUGGGGAACAGGUGCUGGUAGUCUAUAGAAGAGAAAGAGUUAUAAAAUAGUUUCUUCUGACUGAGCACUGUGUUUCAGAAACCUAUUGCACUACAGUGCCAAUGCUCAACUCUUUCACAGACACUUUGCCGUCUGUAACAUUCCAGAUAAGGAAGACAAAAAGGACAGAAAAAAAUGCUUUCACUUCUUCCAAUAAAAGAUGACCCAGGCAGCUUAAAACCUUAGUGCUUUUUUCUUAACAUUUCCAAACAUCAACACUUCCCUAUCAAAUACAUGUGUAGAAUGCUUGCUUUCUAUUAAACCUCAUUGUCUACAUGUUAGAACUGACAUUUCUGUUGUUGAGCAGGUAUGUGCUCCAGAUAGUUUGUUUAAUAAUCAAUACAGGUUUUUAGAAUACUGAGGGAAAGGUGUGGGUCCAUUCUUGUAGGCAAUAAAAAAGCAACAUCAGUUGUUGAGGCUGCCACUGGAGAAACCUGUAUAGAAACCUGUUACUAUGUCAAUUUCUUUGCUGUUGACUCUGUGUAUAGUUAAGAUGCCAAAUUAGAUUUAUAGCAGCUUGAAGUUGUAUUAAGUGAUAUUUUGCUUUCUGUAAUACUAUUAUAAAAUAAAGUUUGUUUAUUCUCUAGG
Molecule: messenger RNA, 5459 nt
Organism: Pelodiscus sinensis (Chinese soft-shelled turtle)
Lineage: Eukaryota; Metazoa; Chordata; Testudines; Trionychidae
Source: RefSeq, a predicted model, not a curated record